Molecule: messenger RNA, 2286 nt
Organism: Piliocolobus tephrosceles (Ugandan red Colobus)
Lineage: Eukaryota; Metazoa; Chordata; Mammalia; Primates; Cercopithecidae
Product: supervillin-like
Exons: 10
Biological process (GO): actin polymerization or depolymerization; cytoskeleton organization; barbed-end actin filament capping
Cellular component (GO): actin cytoskeleton; cytoplasm
Molecular function (GO): actin filament binding; phosphatidylinositol-4,5-bisphosphate binding
Source: RefSeq, a predicted model, not a curated record
GUGCACCUGCCCCCGGGGCCACAGGAAGCACAGGCAGCUGUUUGCUGAUCAGAAAACUGCAGGCUCAGAACCACGUGUGUCAGCUGCUGACCUGUCCCUCUGCCGUUCUGUGUUUGCAGUGGGAAGUCGCCAGAAGGGGGAGCACUCGGUGAGGGCGGCUGGCAAAGAGAAGUGCGUCUACUUCUUCUGGCAAGGCCGGCACUCCACAGUGAGUGAGAAGGGCACGUCGGCGCUGAUGACGGUGGAGCUGGACGAGGAAAGGGGGGCCCAGGUCCAGGUUCUCCAGGGAAAGGAGCCCCCCUGCUUCCUGCAGUGUUUCCAGGGGGGGAUGGUGGUGCACUCCGGGAGGCGGGAAGAGGAAGAAGAAAAUGUGCAAAGUGAAUGGCGGCUGUACUGCGUGCGCGGAGAGGUGCCCGUGGAAGGGAAUUUGCUGGAAGUGGCCUGUCACUGUAGCAGCCUGAGGUCCAGGACUUCCAUGGUGGUGCUCAACGUCAACAAGGCCCUCAUCUACCUGUGGCACGGAUGCAAAGCCCAGGCCCACACGAAGGAGGUCGGAAGGACCGCCGCGAACAAGAUCAAGGAACAAUGCCCUCUGGAAGCAGGACUGCAUAGUAGCAGCAAAGUCACAAUACACGAGUGUGAUGAAGGCUCCGAGCCACUCGGAUUCUGGGACGCCUUGGGAAGGAGAGACAGGAAAGCCUAUGAUUGCAUGCUUCAAGAUCCUGGAAGUUUUAACUUCGCACCCCGCCUGUUCAUCCUCAGCAGCUCCUCUGGGGAUUUCGCGGCCACGGAGUUUGUGUAUCCUGCCCGAGCCCCCUCUGUGGUCAGUUCCAUGCCCUUCCUGCAGGAAGAUCUGUACAGUGCGCCUCAGCCAGCGCUUUUCCUUGUUGACAAUCACCACGAGGUGUACCUCUGGCAAGGCUGGUGGCCCAUUGAGAACAAGAUCACUGGUUCUGCCCGCAUCCGCUGGGCCUCCGACCGGAAGAGUGCAAUGGAGACUGUGCUCCAGUACUGCAAAGGGAAAAAUCUCAAGAAACCACCCCCCAAGUCUUACCUUAUCCAUGCUGGCCUGGAGCCCCUGACAUUCACGAAUAUGUUUCCCAGCUGGGAGCACAGGGAGGACAUUGCUGAGAUCACAGAGAUGGACACGGAAGUUUCCAAUCAGAUCACCCUCGUGGAAGACGUCUUAGCCAAGCUCUGUAAAACCAUUUACCCACUGGCCGACCUCCUGGCCAGGCCACUCCCAGAGGGGGUCGAUCCUCUGAAGCUUGAGAUCUAUCUCACCGAUGAAGACUUCGAGUUUGCACUAGACAUGACAAGGGACGAAUACAACACCCUACCCUCCUGGAAGCAGGUGAACCUGAAGAAAGCAAAAGGCCUGUUCUGAGUGGGGAGACGCCAGAGGAACCUCAGAGUCACGUCCAAUACCAUCGCACCAGGGAAAUGGAUACAUAUUUUUGGACUGGUGUUUUCCACAAAGUAUUUUUCAAUCAGAGUUUUCAGAACCCGACAUUGUUAAAGAUACUACUUGUCCGGGAGUUGUGUAUUUUGUAAAUGCUCAAGGGAACUGUUUGGAAACUUCUUUCCACCAUUCAGCAGGUUAUCAGAAUUAAUAAAAGUAUCUAUUAUGUGCACUUAAGCUGCAGCUGCUAUAGACAGCACUGCCUUCUUGUUCCAGCUAGGCAAUGCCUUUUUUUUUUUUUUUUUUGAAGCAGUUCUCUUUAUAAAGUGUUAUUUUGAUAGUUUGUGGAUUCUAAAAUAUAUAUAUAUUUAUAUAAACACCAUAUAAGUCAAAUAUGUAUUUAACAAAGCAAUAUGUAUUCAUUCACUUUCAAGAUUUGUUUUGGUGUCAAAAUAAUACGAAAAGGUAGAUGGAGUUGCUUCUGUUCAAUUAGCUCUGCCACCAAUACAUAUCUUCAUACACGUUUGGAAACGUUUCCUGCAGCAUUUGGUAUGACUUGUUCUGAGUACUGCUUCCGGUGCUAAAAUGAACAAAGAAUUUGUACUUAAUGGCAUGGACUCUGGAGAAUCUAUGCGAAUCAACCUUUCUACCUUAAUAUCUCCCCCAAAAUGUAUAGUGCCUUGUUUUUAUGUACAGUUUAUAUACAGAAAAGUUUGCUCUGCAUUUUUGAUGAUGGUUUGGAACAUUACCUACAAUUUUACUCUCAAAUAGUCAAAAUAAAAACAUCUCAAUUUCUAAUACCUGUUGUAAACAGUACACAUGUCAUUUUGUGAUAUAGGACUCCCAAAUAAAAGCAUUAGAAUAAACACAACAAUUAACUGAUU